Cornus florida is the source of this 1357-nucleotide messenger RNA. RefSeq lists its product as uncharacterized. Gene Ontology annotation, molecular function: translation elongation factor activity. Gene Ontology annotation, biological process: peptide biosynthetic process; translational elongation. NCBI's taxonomy places the organism in Eukaryota, Viridiplantae, Streptophyta, Magnoliopsida, Cornales, Cornaceae. Gene Ontology annotation, cellular component: cytoplasm. The coding region runs from base 126 to 1001 and encodes 291 amino acids. The transcript is spliced from 12 exons. The record is from RefSeq and is a predicted model, not a curated record.
AAAAAAAAAAAAAAAAAAAAAAAACGAAAGAAGAAGAAGAAGAAGAUUAAUACUACUAUAUAGUUUUUCUUUCCCUACUGUCAUUUUAAGGUACUGCGUUCCAUUGAUAAAAAAGGAGAGGAAAAAUGCGAUUCCUCCUCACCAAACGCCUCUCUCCUUACCUUCACCAUGCUACGGCUUCAGCAUCACCGUCACCAUCGUCUUUACCUCCUAGUCGUAGAUAUGCUUCUCUGAUAUCGGUGGCCCUCACUGAUGAUAGACGAUCACAGCCGUCGGUUCACCACGCAUUCCGACGCGUCCUCGCGGCUCCAUGGUCCGCCAUACAGUACCGUGGUCUCAAACUUCGCGGCUCCGAUGUGAAACCAGGACAGAUCAUCGAAAAACGAGGGGUUUCUCAUACAUCAGGCAAAGUUUACGAGGUUUUAAAAGCGCAGCAUUCCUGCCAAGGAAGAGGAGGAGCUGUUAUACAGGUGGAACUUCGUGAUGUUGACAGUGGAAAUAAAACAAAUGAAAGGCUUCGUACAGAUGAGGCUAUUGAAAGGGUAUUUGUUGUACAAAAGCCCUAUAAUUACCUGUAUACUGAGGAUGACAUUAUCGUGCUAAUGGAGCCUAAUACAUUUGAGCAAGUGGAUUUGCCAAAGGACAUGCUUGGUGAAGCAGUUGCAUAUUUAAAAGGGCAUACAAUCCCGAGACUUGAACAUCAUCUUCAUUGCCAAUCCCUUGCUUUCCCAUUAAAGAAAAAGGGCAAAGAGCCAACAAUUUAUGACAUGAAAGUCAAUGUGCAGCUGUAUGAUGGAAAACCGGUGUCUGCAUCCAUUCCUCAACGGGUGACAUGCAAAGUUGUGGAAGCACAAGCUCCAAUAAAGGGGAUUGGAGCCACUCCUCAUACCAAAAAGGUUUUGUUGGACAACGGUCUCACUGUUCAAGUACCACCUUUCAUAUUAGCCGGUGAAGAAAUAGUUAUUAAUACUUUGGACAACACUUACAUGACCAGGGCAUAGGAGUAAUUUUAUACCCUGCCCCAGAUUGAGACAGUUACGCGCCGUACUUGACCAGAGUUUUGCAGUUCUCUCUAAUGGAAUCACUACCUAUACCCACUAUUGUUUGUUUGUGCAAAUGAUUUGGAAGCUUACUAUUAUACAUUUAUAGGUUGAGAUAUAUGAGUAAUUUUUAUACACUAUCGUAAUAGAAUAAUGAGGAGAGAAAAAUCUCAUUUUAGCAAGAAAUUGCUGUUUCACUAGAAGUGAUUAGCUCAAGUUGGUGGAAAAGCGUGGAAGAUAGGCAUGACAAUUGUCUUUUCUAGUCAUGUUUCUACAUUUGUGGAUGCCAUACUGAAUGAAAUGACCGUUUUUUGGAC